GUAAAGUGGUGCAUUCAAAAAUUGAGUACGUUUAGGAAAGUUCAGAAAGAAGUUUUGGAAUCUAUUAUACAUUUUUAAAGUGUAGUUUAAUUAACAGAAAAGUCAAUAAAAACGGGAUCAUUAAGUUAUUUGAAACACAGAAAGUGCUUGUGACAUAAAGUGAUUGUGAAUGUUUUCAAAUUGAGGCAGAAUUUGUAAAUUCUGCAACAAGCAUCAGAUCCUAAAUUAAAGAGAAACUUUUCGUCUAGUGAACCAAGCUAAUAUCUGGAAUAUUUGAAAAUAUUUCAUAUGAUAUUAAGCUUCCUAAAACACAUCAACAUCAAAAAUAAAAUUAACAAAAAAAAUAAUGAAGAAACGAGUGGAUGAAAUACAAAAUUUUCAUGGGACCGCUGCUGCUCGAAGUGGAGUUUCAAGUGGUGCUACUCGCAUUUUAACACCUCCACAACAUGGAGUUCAAAUAAGUCCAAAUACUGCACAAAGUCAGUAUCAAAUAUUAAACAUAAGGGAACCGACACAAAGUAUACAGUAUACAUACACGUCGGCUAUAAACUCUUCAAACAUUCAAAAAAACAAUAUAUCACAACAACAGCCAUCACAAAAUCCAACUGUUCAUACUGUCAGCGCUGGAAGCGUCAAUAUUACAAGUACUAUUCGUUCCAAGCCUACAACUUCGGGAAAUAUUACGCCGACACUUACUAGUCCGACAUCUACAGCUGCAAUUCCAGCUCAAAAUGUCACUGGCCAAAAUUUUCCACGCUUAAAGGUCGAGGAUGCGUUAAGUUAUUUGGAUCAAGUAAAAUAUAAAUUCGGAAAUCAGCCUCAGGUUUAUAAUGAUUUCCUUGAUAUCAUGAAAGAGUUUAAAUCUCAAAGUAUUGACACACCCGGAGUUAUUCAGCGUGUUUCAAAUUUAUUUAAAGGUCAUCCAGAGCUCAUUGUUGGAUUUAAUACUUUCUUACCGCCCGGCUAUAAGAUAGAAGUGCAAGCAAACGAUCAAGGAUUUGCUUAUCAAGUAUCUGUAUCAGUUCCUUCACCUUCAGCUACUGGCAAUACAACAAUUCAAACGCAGCAUUCUCCCCCGACAAAAUUCAUUCAGAGCACAGGACACAUAAUUCAACAGCCACCAGUUAAUUUAAUAUCGAGCCAUUCUCAAAGCAUACAUAUUCAACCGUCUUCACAGCAGCAACAAUCUCAGCAAGAACAAAGAUCAUCAUCAGCAGUACAACAAAAUCACUUGUCGACAAUUAGUACAAUGUCUCAAAAUUUUUCGCGUGCUGAACGCAGCACCGAUCGACAGCAAUUGCCCGCGGCAAGUUCAACUAAUAUUCAAUCAAAUACACAGCAAUCGACUACCACCACAGUGGCAGUGACAACAACAACAACAGCAGCUCCUCAGCAAUCAAAUACACAGCAGCAACAGCCUACAGCUACAACCCCAGUUUGUAACGAAACUUCCGGAUCACAUAGGAUUCAGCCAAUUUUUCAAAACGAUAAUCAACCUGUUCAAUUCAAUCAAGCGAUUGUCUACGUUAACAAAAUUAAGUGUCGCUUCCAAGAACAGCCUGAGAAAUAUAAGCAUUUUCUGAGGAUACUGCACAAGUAUCAGAAUGAGCAACGAAGAAAAGAUAAUUCAGGCAAAGGAGGAUCGCCAUUAACAGAAACGGAAGUUUUCAAGCAAGUUGCUCAUUUGUUUGAUAAUCAAGAAGAUCUUUUGAGGGAGUUUGGGCAAUUUCUUCCUGACGCAUCACCAACAACCACACCGAAUGUAUUAAUUAAUAAGACACCGUCAUCGUUCAGUGAAUCAAGUGACAAAUUAAAUAGUUCAACUUUAGGUGCUCAACAUUCGAACAUAAAGCAAAUCGGAAAUAACAUUUCUCGCAAUAACAUCAUUAAUACAAUCGAAUUGUUUCAAGCAAACAAUAAUGAUAAAGAUUUUCAUCUCGGAUCAUUUGCCAAUUUGGCGCGUGAGAAGGAUGCAAAUAGAAAUCAUAUGAAUGCAAGCAAUCAGAAAUAUGGAAGCAUUAAUAGUUCAGUUUCGGGCUUAAAACGAUCUCCAGGAUCGGCAGGCAUACAAAUUAAUCAUUUGAAUCGUUCUCAUGAUCGUGGAGAACCACCUAUUAAGCGGCAUAAACCUGUUUUUAGAGAUGUUUCUUAUGCUGAUGCGUCACGUUCUGGAACUUUACAAGACUAUGCAUUUUUCGAUAAAGUAAGAGAAGCUCUUAAAUCAUCCGAUGUUUAUGACAAUUUCCUUCGUUGUCUGACGCUCUUUAAUCAAGAAAUUGUUAGCAAAUCGGAAUUAAUGACUCUAAUAACGCCAUUUUUAAGUAAGGAACCUGAACUAUUGAAACGAUUCCAAGAAUUUUUGAAAUUCUCAGCAGCACCAGAGCCUAUUCCUUUAUCCGUGGCACAGCGUCAAGAGCAUCGUACACAAACAGAUACGGCUGCAGAAAUUGAUGUUACACAAUGCAAGCGAUUAGGAACGAGUUAUUGUGCACUUCCAAAAACGAGCGAAGCAAAGAAAUGUAGCGGAAGAACACCUUUAUGUCGUGAAGUUUUGAACGAUACAUGGGUCUCAUUUCCGUCUUGGUCAGAAGAUUCUACAUUUAAUACAUCACGAAAAACACAAUAUGAAGAAUUCAUUUAUCGUUGCGAGGAUGAACGCUUCGAAUUGGAUGUUGUUAUUGAAACAAAUAGUGCAACAAUUCGUGUCCUUGAAGGUGUUCAAAAGAAAAUGUCUAAAAUGUCGGCCGAUGAGUUAAGUCGAUUCAAACUUGAUGACUCGUUGGGAGGAACGUCUCAAACUAUUCAUCAGCGUGCUCUUCGAAGAAUUUAUGGAGACAAAUCGCCCGAUAUUAUUGAAGGAUUGAAAAAGAAUCCAAAUGUUGCUGUGCCUGUUGUCCUUAGACGAUUAAAAGCUAAAGAAGAAGAAUGGCGAGAGGCUCAAAAAGGUUUCAAUCAGCAAUGGAGAGAGCAGAAUGAAAAAUAUUACUUAAAAUCUUUGGAUCAUCAAGGCAUUAAUUUCAAGCAUGCCGACACCAAGGCUUUACGGUCAAAAAGUCUAAUGAAUCAAAUAGAGACUGCUUACGAAGAGCGAAAUGAAGGAAACAAUGGAGAAGCACUUCCUGGCCCACAUUUAAUAUUACACUAUAAAGACAAGUCGAUUCUCGACGACGCUGCAAAUUUGCUCAUACAUCACGUCAAAAGACAAACUGGGAUACAAAAACUCGAGAAAGCUAGAAUAAAGCAUAUUUUACGACAGUUUGUUCCUGAAUUAUUUUUCGCUCCCCGACAACCCUUGAGUGAUGAUGAAAAAGAAGACGUAUUCCCAUUUUCAGUUGAAGAUAAUAGCAAGGAUGAUGGAAAAUCGACUAUGAAGAAUACACAUAAUUUUGUCCAUACUGAGAAGAGUAACGGAAAUGGAAGUAAAACAAAUUGUACAGAUGGAUCUACAGAACAAAACAAUAAAGAUUGUCCAAAUUCAAAUUAUUGUGAUCGAGUACUAGAAGCUGGUGAUGAGAUUAAAGUAGAAAUAAAAACUGAUCCAGAUGCGCCGCAAUCAACAAACGUGCAAGCAGCUUUUGGAAGUGAAUUGCUGCCAUUACAUGCCAAUUCAAAACAUCCGGACGAAGCAUAUACAUUGUUCUUUUCGAAUAGCAAUUGGUAUUAUUUCUUACGAUUACACGCUAUUUUGUGCGAUAGACUGAGAACAAUGUAUGAAAGAACACAAAUUUUGGCUUCGGAGGAAGAAAAGCAUAAAACUAAUCGACGAGAAAGUGUAGCAAUUGCAUUAAGGCUGAAACCCCAAAAUGAAUUUGAAAUUCCCGACUAUUAUCCAGCAUUUUUGGACAUGCUAAAGAGUCUGUUGGACGGAAACAUGGAUGCAUCUACUUAUGAAGAUAAAUUAAGAGAUAUGUAUGGAAUUCAUGCAUACAUCGCAUUCACUUUGGAUAGAGUUGUAUCGAAUGCCGUGAGACAGCUACAGUUUUGUGUAACAGAACGAAAUGCUCUUGAAUGUUUUGAAAUAUAUCAAAUGGAGAGUAAAAAUAACGCCACCGGAGGACUUUGUGCGACUGCAUAUAAAAGAGCUUCUGCAGAAUUGGCUUAUCAACGAAAAGUUGAGUCAAGCUUACAAGAGGAAACAUAUUUUAAAGUAUUCAUCUACAAGAUUGAUUGUCGAGUGACAAUUGAAAUGCUCGAGAACGAUUCAGAAGAGACAUCUGCAAACAAUUUUGAGCAAGGACAGAGCACGAGCAAAUACAUCGAACGAUACACAAAUCCAUCGUUGGGAGGUGAAAAUGCAAGAUCGAGUAGCAGAAAUAAUUCAAUAAAUGGCACUUCGUUUGGGAUUUCUUUAGAAGUCAAAACUGAAAAAAACGAUCACGAUUUGGAAUCCUCGUUUAGGAAACCGCUAUUUUUGAAGCGCAACGUAAGACAGUUCAAUAAGAAGCUAUCGACAAUGAGUGAAAACGAGAAUGGUGACAGUAAAAACAUUGCUUAUUCUUCAACGAUUACAUCAUCAAGUUCCUCUGUCGUUCAAAUAACAUCAACGUCGAAUGAAUCUUCAACUACAACCGUUACUUCGUCACUUGCUACAUCAUCGUCGUCGAGCAUAUUAACAACAUCAUCAUCUUCGGUUCCACCUACAUUAGUUGCAUCGAAAGCACAAGAAUCAUUUGGAAUUAGUAAUCGAGCGGUUGAAAGAAUAGGACAAUCUAAUGCAUUUAAAGAGUUUUUCAUUGACGAUCAAGAGCAAGUAAAGUUCAAUUAUCAAACAUACAAGACAGUUUUCUGCAAUACAACAAAUAAAGGGUAUAUCCUCUACAGAUACAACUCUCUUAAGAGGUCUAAACAGACUCAUCCAAAUAUUACAAAGUCAAUGGACCAAAAGUUCAAUGUGUAUUUACAAAAAUGGCUAUCGAAAAACAGUAGUGAGCUACAACGACUUACAAUAACUGACUGGCUUUUGGGAAGGAAUCAGAGUAAUUUUCUUCCGUGCAAAACAAUUGUGAAAAAGGAUAACAAUCUACUAGAGACACCUUAUUGCACUUAUAACCGCUAUAAAGUCGAACAUUCUUCGAAUAUUAAUGAGAACAUAAUAACGAAAUAAGUAUCAUUACUUUCAAAUCAUGCAUCAUAUAUAUAUUUUAACUAUCAUUCAUCAUAAUGAACAAUGAUUUUCAAGUACAAAAUUAUCUAAUUUCAAAACAACACAACUCAAAUCGUGUGAUUUCUCACAUAAAUCAUUUUUAUCAUGUAUAAAUAAAACGUAUAGUAAGGAAGAUAAAAAGAUGAAAAAAAUAAUAGAUAUUUAAAGAAAAUAAGGAUUAUGAUUGACUAUACCGUAAGCACAUAAAUUGCUAGAAAUUGCUGAAAUUUUCAAUAAUCAAUGUUGAUAUGCUCAUAAAGGCAUCAAGUUUUUUUUUCAUGUAAUAUAAACUAAUAUAAGAUAGAUCCUUUAUUGAUUUUUAUUGAUAAUGUAGAAACUCAUUAAUUAAGAAUAAAACGUUUAUAUUAUAAUAAAACUCCUUAAACUUUGAAUGUAAAUAACUAUUAUCUUUUUAUAUUUCUCUCAAAUUAAUUAAAUAAAUUUGUAGAUUCAAACGUAACUUUAUUAUGCAUUUAAUUUUUGCUU
Chironomus riparius is the source of this 5629-nucleotide messenger RNA. Lineage: Eukaryota; Metazoa; Arthropoda; Insecta; Diptera; Chironomidae. The record is from the annotation of a GenBank genome assembly.